AUGGACGUGGAUCAGCCUUUGAUGAAUCCUCCUGAACAUUUUGACGAAGACUCCAACAAUGAAAAGAAGAGAAUAGACUUGGCAACAUCACCUGCCGUAGUAUCAACUCCAUCCACUCUCGAGGCUAAUGUGCCAGCACCUACCACCGGCGUUAAUCUAUCUACAGACUUGCCCUCUCAGUUACGUGAACUUCCGACAGAAAGAUCAAUAGACAAAGAAAAACUCGAAACGAUGAUUAGAGCAGAGCGGAAGAGCAUUGGAUUUGAUGAAGGUGUAAGGAGAGAAUCGUUUCCGGGAAAGCAUCUACAUACUCCUGAUGUGAGCUUUAAUUGUGAAGAGGCAUUUAUUGGUGAUAAAUCCUACUCGAGUGACGUUGCACAUGACGAAGGAAUGAGUUUUAUAUAUAAUGCCCGCAGUUCAACUCCAGUGGCAGCUCACAAAAUUCCUUUGCCGUCAACCGUUCAAAGAACGAGACCAGAUUCGGACGCAAUCGAUGAAUCGCAUCAAAUUAAAGCUCCAGUUGAUGAACUGGAAUCUUCACCUAUACCAUUGAAGCCUCGAAUAAAAAAUCCGCGAAGUCCUUUAGCAUUCGAGGUAACUAAUGCCGGAAGAUUGGGAGAUAGUAUCCCAUCCAAAUCUCCCUUGGAUCCCAAGCCGGAUUCGAUCUCGGCAUUCGAAUUUAUUCCCCCCAAACUGGGCGGUUCAUCCGAAAGGACACACGCUAAGAAUGGUCCUAUUCCCUCCAUGAGUGGGCUGAAGGCUAUGGCAGCCCGUGCUGCUGCGUUGCGUUUUAUUCUUCCGGAUGAAAGCCUAAUGGAAAUGAUUCAAUACUCGAUGUUCAGCACUUCUAGCAGCGGGUCCCAAACCACGAAGCCUCGGUCCAUGGUACCAGAACCAAGCAAAACGUUGCAAAAGCACCAGCCAGAGGACCCGAACCCACAAAACCCCUCGGCUACAGCUGAACAGGAUUCGCGGAGUGGAACAAGCUCUGCUCAAUCGGCUUCUUCCUCUGACGAGGCUGGUAAUUCAUAUCCCGAGGACGAACAGACCUUAAACUUAGCUUCGCUUGGAUUGAGUAGGCUGGGGGAUACUCUUCUAGUGGAUAUGUCUCUUGACCAGCUGAGACCAAAGUUGGACGAUCCCGAACGCGGGAACGCUACUUUUGGUGGAUCGUCAUUUGUUCUUGCGAAUUCUAGUGCAGCAGAGCGCCAUCCUGAACCUACGCUAGAAGCUCAGACUCCAAAACGAAUUGCUUCAAACCCGCUGCCUCUUCUCGAAGAUGUUGGAGCGAAUGUUGAAGGCACUGUGAAGAAGUCUCGAUCUACUAAUGGGCGGGUGGUUUCGGAUGCCGUCAUCGAUGCCCUACGUUCUGGCAGAGCCCUACAUAGAGUCACUGCUUCGAUUCCAGGUUUCAAUAACGAUGUACUGCUCGCUGAUGGGAUGACUGUGACCGAUGAAACCCCAAUACGACAAGUUUGGCCUGGAUCGACAGCCUCAUUAAGGCGAGCCGAGUCUUUUGCGUCAUAUUCCAACAUUCCAGAAUCUCGCCAGCAUCCUGGCUCGGCGGUUUUGCAGAAAACUCGCUCUACCGUAUCCCUCCGUCGAACUAGCUCCGUCAUCUCAAAUCAACCUGAUUUCAUGCGCCCUCAUUCGCGUAUCUCUGUCGCUGAUGUCGAUUCCGAGGAUGACCAACCGUUCGCCUCUUCAGCGCCCAUGGCGUCUCGUGGGUCCUCACGCCGAUCAUCAGUAUAUGCGUUUCCAGAACCCGGUAUUUCAAACGAUUAUCCUGGAUCGCACCUUGAACGACCUAGCUCGGUCGCGUCGUCGAUUUACGAUAGGCCUACGUCCGCCGCGUCCAUGCGCCCAACCUCUGCUGCCUCUAUUCGCAGUUCCUCCACACGACCAACCUCGGUUGCUGGGUCUCUACGAUCAGGAUCUGCUACAUCAUCUCGUCGAGUGUCGGGUGCUCAUCUUCAGCCUUCAUACACACCUGAAGACGAGCUUGUGAGCGGUAUGGAAGCUCUCAUGAAAGGCGAUAUAGGCAAGGCCCCAGCGCCAGCGAUAGCGACACGUAACGCCCAAGAGUCGCAAAUCGCUUCAAGUGCCAGAAUCACGAGCGGUUUCACAAAAGAUACUCCGGGGACAGCUCGAUCGGGCAUUAGGCAGCCCACAGGGUUGACCACACCACGUGUGGCCAAGUCAGGCCUGGCUCUGAAAACAGUAGGAUCAAAGGUUUUGUCCGGGGUACCGGGAUCCAAGCAUCAAGCAGGACCAGGCGCAAGCUCGACAGUUAUCGGAACCAGCAAUGUGUCAAAGACUAUGUCUGCAGCCUCUGGAAGAUCUGUGCAUAUGACGCCUGCACCCGGCACUAGGUCUGCAACCUCUACACUCCGCUCACAGUCGUCCUCCACCCCCUCAGCUGCACGACUUCGUGCUUCCACUCUUGGAUUGUUUGCUCCUGACGGUGGGCCAGCAGCUGGUCAGGAUCCAAAGAGACUUACUCAUAAGGCAUCAUCUUCCUCAAUUUCAGUCACUCCAUCGGUAACGAGGACCCUGCGAGCUCCUGCGAGUACGAGUAACAUGCGUAUUAUUGGUGCAAGGGGUGCAAGUGGUAUCGCUGCGCCUCGUACUGCUACAAAGGCCGGGAGCAUCGCCUCGUUGAGAGAAGUGAUGAAACCCAAGGAGGUUUUAAAACGCUAG
Messenger RNA from Rhizoctonia solani, 2700 nucleotides. RefSeq lists its product as uncharacterized. The coding region runs from base 1 to 2700 and encodes 899 amino acids. The transcript has 7 exons. Lineage: Eukaryota; Fungi; Basidiomycota; Agaricomycetes; Cantharellales; Ceratobasidiaceae. The record is from RefSeq and is a predicted model, not a curated record.